Molecule: messenger RNA, 3303 nt
Organism: Prunus avium (sweet cherry)
Lineage: Eukaryota; Viridiplantae; Streptophyta; Magnoliopsida; Rosales; Rosaceae
Gene: LOX6
Product: PLAT/LH2 domain-containing lipoxygenase family protein
Biological process (GO): lipid oxidation
Molecular function (GO): oxidoreductase activity, acting on single donors with incorporation of molecular oxygen, incorporation of two atoms of oxygen; metal ion binding; protein binding
Source: RefSeq, a predicted model, not a curated record
CAGAAAGUCCCAUUAUUUUAGUGAGUGGCCUCUCAAAAAAAUCUCAGACAGCCAAGUUCUUCUUUAAAGCAGCAAGAUCAACCGCCAGAAAAAGCAGAAACGCUGUCGUUUAGCCGACACUAAGUUUACUUAUAUAUCUUCCUCUCAUCACUUUCCCUUUUCAAAAAGUAUUGAACUUCAUCAUCUGUGAGUGAAAAGUUGUUAGAGAGAGAAAUGUAUGCAGUGAAACAGCCCACCACUGCUUCUCUCAGGUCAAACGUCGCCGUUGACCGGCGGGUUACCGGGUCCGGGAGGUACACCAAAGUCCGAAAGGCCAUUGUACUCGGUUCCGGGUCAAGGGUCAAUGGGCAUGGAUCAGUCAGAGCCGUGAUCAGUGGUGGAGACAAAGCUGUGGAGGCUUCAACCCCAAUGCAGAGCAAAGACGUUACUGGGUCUUUGGUUCCUUCUUCUUCUGGAGGGAUCCAAGUGAAGGCAGUGGUGACCAUCAGGAAGAAGAUGAAGGAGAAGAUCACAGAGAAGAUUGAGGAUCAGUGGGAGUUCUUUGUUAAUGGGAUUGGACAGGGGAUUAUGAUUCAGCUCAUCAGUGAUCAAGUUGAUCCUGUUACCAAUUCAGGAAAGAGUGUCCAAUCUGCUGUGAGAGGGUGGCUGCCGAGGCCAUUGCCUUCGGACUAUGCACACAUUGUUGAAUAUGCUGCCGACUUCACAGUCCCAUCUGACUUUGGGUCUCCUGGAGCAAUUCUCAUUACCAAUCUUCAGGGAAAAGAGUUCUACUUGUUGGAGAUUGUCAUUCAUGGUUUUGAUGGAGGCCCCGUUUUCUUCCCUGCAAACACUUGGAUCCAUUCGCGCAAGGACAAUCCUGAAAGUAGAAUUAUCUUCAAAAAUCAAGCAUAUCUGCCUUCACAAACGCCAGCAGGCCUUAAAGAUCUUCGGCGUGAAGACUUACUCAGCAUCCGGGGUAAUGGGAAAGGCAGGAGGAAGGAACAUGAUAGAAUUUAUGACUAUGAUGUUUACAAUGAAUUGGGAAAUCCUGAUAAGGAUCAAGAACUAGCUAGACCAGUCAUUGGUGGAGAGGAGAGGCCUUAUCCUAGGCGCUGUAGAACUGGCAGGCCUCCAACAAAGUCAGAUCCUCUUUCGGAGAGUAGAAUUGAAAAGCCCCAUCCAGUUUACGUGCCUCGGGAUGAAACUUUUGAGGAAAUUAAGCAAAACACUUUCUCAGCCGGAAGGUUGAAAGCUUUGCUUCACAAUCUUCUACCAUCUCUGGCUGUUACAUUGUCAAGUUCAGACAUCCCUUUCAAGGCCUUCUCUGAUAUAGAUGACCUAUAUAAUGAUGGUGUCCUCAUAAAAGAAGAGGAGCAAAAAGAAGGCAAGAAACUGUUUCUGGGCAGCAUGGUGAAAGAGGUUCUCACAGUUGGAGAGAGGUGGUUGAAAUACGAAAUCCCGGCUGUUAUAAAAGGGGAUAGAUUUGCUUGGUUGCGGGACAAUGAGUUUGCACGCCAAACUUUAGCUGGGGUCAAUCCAGUGAACAUUGAAAUUUUGAAGGAAUUUCCAAUUAUCAGCAAGCUAGAUCCUGCCGUUUACGGUCCUCCAGAGUCUGCUAUCACAAAGGAAUUGAUAGAGCAGGAACUCAAUGGGAUAAGUGUAGAAAAGGCUAUUGAGGAUAAGAGACUGUUUAUACUUGAUUACCAUGACAUAUUUAUGCCGUUUAUCGAGAAGAUGAACUCGUUGCCGGGGAGAAAAGCUUAUGCGUCUAGGACAGUUUUCUUCUUUACCCCUACUGGUAUUAUGAGGCCUAUAGCUAUUGAGCUUUCACUUCCACCAACAAGUUCAUCCCCCCAUAGUAAGCAUGUUUACACACAUGGGCAUCAUGCUACUACGCAUUGGAUUUGGAAGCUGGCCAAAGCUCAUGUUUGCUCAAAUGAUGCCGGCAUCCAUCAACUAGUUAAUCACUGGUUGAGGACUCAUGCUUGCAUGGAGCCUUAUAUAAUUGCGACUCAUAGACAGCUUAGCUCAAUGCACCCCAUUUACAAGCUUCUUCACCCUCACAUGCGCUACACUUUAGAGAUCAAUGCACUUGCACGGCAAAGUUUAAUAAAUGGAGGGGGAAUAAUUGAAGCUUCUUUUAGUCCUGGAAAGUAUGCCAUGGAGGUAAGCUCUGCAGCAUACAAGAAUAUGUGGAGGUUUGACAUGGAGGCAUUACCAGCCGAUCUUAUUCGAAGAGGCAUGGCUGUGGAAGAUCCUUCAACUCCUAGUGGCAUGAGACUUGUAAUUGAGGACUAUCCAUAUGCUGCAGAUGGCCUCCUCAUAUGGUCUGCCAUAAAAGAAUGGGUAGAAUCCUAUGUGGAACACUACUACUCUGAGCCAAAUUCUGUCACGUCCGAUGUUGAGCUCCAAGACUGGUGGAGUGAGAUCAAGAAUAAGGGUCACUACGACAAGCGGAACGAGCCAUGGUGGCCUAAACUUAAAACCAAAGAGGACUUAUCCAGUAUACUUACAACAAUGAUUUGGGUUGCUUCAGGGCAACAUGCAGCCAUCAACUUUGGCCAGUACCCGUUUGGUGGUUAUGUGCCAAACCGUCCUACCCUUAUGAGAAAACUCAUUCCACAAGAAGACGACCCUGAUUAUGAGAAUUUUAUUUCUAACCCACAGAGAACUUUCCUGUCUUCCUUGGCAACUAAACUUCAAGCCACCAAGGUAAUGGCUGUACAAGAUACUCUCUCAACUCACUCCCCAGAUGAAGAGUACUUGGGUCAGGUGAACCCUCUGCACUCCCAUUGGAUCAGUGAUCAGGAAAUUUUGAAAUCGUUCAAUAGGUUCUCUGAUAGGCUAAAGGAGAUAGAGAAGAUCAUUGAGAAAAAGAACAGAGAUAGCCAUCUUAAAAAUAGGAGUGGGGCAGGCAUUCCGCCAUACGAGUUGCUGCUUCCCUCAUCAGGCCCUGGGGUAACUGGCCGCGGAAUCCCCAACAGUAUUUCUAUUUGAUGGCUGUAGCUGGUUCAAUGCUUUGGUCGGUAUUAGCAUCUUGUAAACAUUCAAAAUAUUGUGCAGUCUUAGGGUUUUUUUUGGUCGGAGUGCAGUCGUAGUUUGUUUAUCAAACAAGUAGUAAAAGAUCUGUGAUCAAUGAUAAAGCUGCAGUCUUUAUUAUAGAGAGAGCAUCCUGCCUUGUCUUAGUGUUUACAAAUGAAACGGGUUAAUGGGUCUGAUGCGGGUUGACAUGACCCGUUUAAUAAACGGGUUAGACAGGUAUUAUAGCGGGUUGAUUCGAAAUUCAGUCGUUUAAUACACGGGUUUUAACGAGUUGAUCCGAAA